Messenger RNA from Stylonychia lemnae, 1095 nucleotides. NCBI's taxonomy places the organism in Eukaryota, Ciliophora, Spirotrichea, Sporadotrichida, Oxytrichidae. The record is from the annotation of a GenBank genome assembly.
AUGAAGUAUUUGAAAAAUACAGAAAAUAAUGAUGGAACAUACGAACAUAAUUAUGGAUCUGGUGGUGGCUAAUAGGAGCUAAUGCCUAUAUUUUAAAAGUAUGUCUAGAGUGAGGUAGUUCAAACGCCCGAACUGUAUAGCAACCAAAAAUGGAUGAAAGGACCUGAAACCCCUAUGAUGAAUUCAAGGAAUAAACCUAAUUUACUUUAGAGAAAUUUAUCUACACCUUAGAUGAGUACAGAUUAUAAGACAUUACAGAAGAAUCUAUCCUAGAAUUUUAACAAGCAAGAAUUUUAUGAUACUCCUCAUAAAUUGCAGCAAGAUCAAGAUACUAAAUCUAGAAAUCCAUUUGUUGAAUCCUUGAUCAAAGUAUAAGACGCUGUGACUGGCCAUUUAGUAAACUUUAGAAUGCCUAGUAGCAGUUCGCUAAGUAAAGUAUCUUCAUAGUAGUUUCUAAAGUAAUUUAAGUCCAUAUCUGAUCAAGUUAAAUCUGAACUUGGAAAAAGCAGAGUCUUCCGCGAUUCUUAGAGGAGAAGUAUACUGUUUGAUGAAACCAGCUCAAAUUAUUCUUCUGUACCCUGUCCUGGCACAUACAAUGUUGAUGACAGGUUGAGUAGAUAGUCAAGCAAAUCUAGGAAUUAGUAGAAUGUAGGCUUCAAUAGUUCAUUGAGGCGAAGCAUCGUUUUUAAUUCCAACGUUGAUUUUUAUCCUGAGAGGAUAUCUGAACUUACAGAAAAAGAAUCUGAAAUUAAUCAAAUAAAAAACAGAACUGUUCAAAUGGAUAAAUAAACAGGCAGAGAUGAUAUUCCCAUACUAUAUAAUAAGAAAGUUGUUUAGGAACUCAAUAAGUACUAUAUCAAGUAGGAAUAACUGGCAAAGAAAGCUCUAAUGUAGAAUAUAGAAGGAGAUUAAAAGAGAGUAUAAAUUAUAGCUAGAGAUUUGGUUAUGCAGCCAAUGAUCUUUAACACUGACAAAGCAAAGGUUAAGAGAAUCAGUUUUCAAAAGAGACUUGGAAAUUUCAAGGAGUCUAUCAGACAAUUCUAGCCUGAAAAAGGCCAGAAACUUCAAAUUACUGCUUUUGAUGAGGAUUAAUGA